Arabis nemorensis is the source of this 1101-nucleotide messenger RNA. The record is from the annotation of a GenBank genome assembly. NCBI's taxonomy places the organism in Eukaryota, Viridiplantae, Streptophyta, Magnoliopsida, Brassicales, Brassicaceae.
AUGAAAUUCCGCUGUGAAGAUGUAUCGACUGACGGGAAAUGGUGUUACUUGGUGUUUUGGGUGAUUGGGAAACCAAACACGAGAUGGAAUCUGUUGAAGAUGAGACUUGUAGAGGCAAGCCCUUCCUUUUCUUGGGCUUUUGGUAUCUCAAGAUGUUACCUCCCUGACUCUGACUCACAGUCUCCGAAGCUUCCUGAUCUUUUCCUCUUGAAGCUAGCUUGUUCCGACCGUACAGGGCUUCUAUAUGAUGUCACAGAAGUUCUUUACAAACUUGAGAUCAACAUUGAGAAAGUGAAGAUAUCGACUACUCCUGAUGGAAAAGUGAUGGACUUGUUCUUUGUCACGGACACUAGAGAGCUUUUAGGGACGGUGAAGAGGCGGGAUGAAGUGUAUGAGUACCUGAGAGAUGCCAUAGGAGAUUCAAUGAUGAGUUAUGACAUUGAACUUGUUGGCCCAGAAAUCACAGUUCGUUCACAGGCUUGUGCAUCGUUUGCAGAAACAUUUUUAUCCGCAGAUGUGUCGGGAGGGCACCCUAGUGGGUUACACACUUCGAACUGUGUGUCUAUUGCUGUUGAUAACUCGCUAAGCCCAGCUCACACACUCAUUCAGAUUAGUUGCCAGGAUCACAAAGGCCUUCUCUACGAUAUUAUGAGAACCUUCAAGGAUUUCAACAUCCAGAUCUCAUAUGGGCGUUUUACAAUCAAACGAGGAAGGAACUGUGAGAUCGACUUGUUCAUCGUGCAAUCUGAUGGUCGGAAGAUCCUUGACUCAAGCAAGCAAACUGCAUUGAUUUCUCGUCUAAGAGCAGAGCUACAACAACCUCUAAGAGUGGUAAUGAUGAAUCGAGGUCCAGAUACUGAACUUCUGGUCACAAACCCUGUUGAAUUAUCAGGAAAAGGACGGCCACAAGUCUUCCAUGACAUCGCACUUGCCCUCAAGAAAAUCAAUACCUGCAUCUUCUCGGCUGAAAUUGGAAGGCACGUAACCGGAGACAGAGAAUGGGAGGUAUACAAAGUGUUAAUCAACGAAGAAGACAGCUUACCGGUCCCGAGAAGCAAGAUAGAGGAAAAAGUGUGGAAUACUUUGAUGGGAUGGGAGUGA